UUCAGCGGAUCAAGGAUUUACCCCGCGUACAGUACACUCGAGGAUUCCAAUUACGGCCGUACAGUGCAUGACUAUCUAUUUGUUUUUGGUGAUAGAAGUUUUACCUCCUUUUUUUAUUUUUUUGUCUCCCCAUUUCCCUCAUGAAGGAGACGGGCCGAUGGACGUUGAAGACGCGUUGGAGACAGGUGGUUUGAACUAGGCAGGACGAUCAGCCAUGCUAGGUAUCACAGUGACCUAUGUAGAGUUUAGUGGCAAAUGUUCAUUGCACCAGAACAAACGGGCAUGGGCUUGUUGUCGCCGCCAUGAGUGGUGCUCGGCCAGAGCAUCCAAAUGCGCUGGCAUCCCGAUUGGGAAAUGUUUGAUUCGCCCAGAUCAUCGCUCGGCUGCUAACGUGAAUAGCUCAUAUGCACCACCGUGGGCUCCUUUUCUGUCUCUGGCAUGGCAUGCAGCUAAUCGAUUUGCCCUGCCAGUUGUCAUGGUCCCAGCUAAUGCUGCAUGUCACGCACUCAUUGGAAGGGAGUGGGUGAGCGGCCCAUCCUCGGGCUUUCAUUUAAGAUGCGUGACAACCCCAAACAUGCAGUAUUCAGACUAAGUAGAUACUCUGCUAUUUUUCCCCCUUUUGCCAG
Aspergillus costaricaensis CBS 115574 is the source of this 626-nucleotide messenger RNA. RefSeq lists its product as uncharacterized. The coding region runs from base 215 to 592 and encodes 125 amino acids. The record is from RefSeq and is a predicted model, not a curated record. The transcript has a single exon. NCBI's taxonomy places the organism in Eukaryota, Fungi, Ascomycota, Eurotiomycetes, Eurotiales, Aspergillaceae.